GGCCAGUGUGGAAAUGUAUAUUUCAGGUGCAGUUCCCUAUUCGUCGCGAUGCCAAACAGCUGUCAAUCUGAGCGUCGCUGGACGCUGCUCCUCUGCCUUGGACUUGCUGCGCUGAUUCCCACAGCUGCUGCCAUGCGUUGCAAGGUGCCAUACGAGAAGGUGCAGGAACAUUACUGCUACUUUAUAGCUGACGGGGAGCCACUGAUGAGCUCUUUUAGCAACUUUUGCUAUCGGGAGAAGCGCACUUCGCGGGUCUGCCUGGACAGCGAGGCGGAGAUGCACGUCCUGGCCAAUUAUCUGUAUGCGAAUGGCUAUCAGGAUGGCACACAAUUCUGGAGCGCUGGCCAUCGCUGGCCGGGCGAUAUGCGUUUCUAUUGGAAUUACUUUGGACGUGCUCGCGCCCUCAACUACACCAACUGGUUGGAGGGGGAGCCGACUCCGCAAAUGGGUCGCAAUUGUAUGCUGCUCACGCUGCGAGCCGGCGAACUCUUUAUGACCACCGAAUCAUGCCACACGCGGGCCGUCGACAUCUGCGAACAGCUGCUCACCAAUGAGCCAACCAUAAUGCACUGACUUCAGAUUCUGCAGUUGUACAAACAUUCAACGCUAAAUGCCUCGCAAUCCAUUCGAAAUGGUUACCCAGAAAAAUGGUUUCAAUAAACUUGGGCAUUCUCGGUUCCAGUAUACUACUGUCCGGCUUCACUAAA
Drosophila grimshawi is the source of this 707-nucleotide messenger RNA. RefSeq lists its product as uncharacterized. The record is from RefSeq and is a predicted model, not a curated record. The transcript has 2 exons. The coding region runs from base 49 to 573 and encodes 174 amino acids. Lineage: Eukaryota; Metazoa; Arthropoda; Insecta; Diptera; Drosophilidae.